AUGAAGAACGAACACCAGUACAACACGUGGCAUAACCUCGACAAUGAAUCUGACUCAAGCAUCGAAAUUGGAAAAUGGGAUGCUGAAUACGAUGAGAGGUCUCAGCAAAGGCAGGGGAGAUCAUUCCGGACCAGAGUGGAGCGGUAUCGCUGGUUGCUCGACACUGGCUUACUUCUGGUCAUUGUUGGUCUGCUCGUGGAGAAAAGGUGGACGAACAAUCACAUCUAUCAGUAUGAAUUCGCUGGCGAUAUCACAGGCUUUGCGCCGACAUUCUCACAGCAGAUAAUCACGUUCACUCCAGACCCAAUCUUCGCACCGGAGAACGCGUCUGACUUCUGGAGUAAAGACGUCCAACAAGCGUGGCUAAAUAUCGUCCCGGCAGAAGGCUUAGGUUACGUCGAAGUGAAAGAUCCCACACGGCACAACAACCUUCCCCAACCAAUUCACGAUUAUAUCAACAACACUGUGUUCACGACCUCAAUGACACACCAGUUGCAUUGUCUGUAUACAAUUCUCAACGCUUACAACACGAUGACGGUCACACUCGACCGUCCCUUCUUCCAAGUCAAUCCUAUCCAACAGCCAUGGCAUGUGAACCACUGCUUCGAGUACAUCCGACAAGCGAUCAUGUGUGCAGGUGAUAUUGCCUUGGAAGGAGCCGCGACGACUUUCCCACUAGGUCCAAACGGUGAGGAUCAAGGAGGCAGCGAUGGUUGGGAUGCAAAGCAUAUCUGCAAAGACUACAGCCAAAUUACGAAGUAUCUCGAGGAGAAGACCAUUAACCACGUAAAGUGGAUAUCUUGA
This is a messenger RNA of Didymella exigua CBS 183.55, 804 nucleotides long. RefSeq lists its product as uncharacterized. Gene Ontology annotation, biological process: mycotoxin biosynthetic process. The transcript is spliced from 3 exons. The record is from RefSeq and is a predicted model, not a curated record. Lineage: Eukaryota; Fungi; Ascomycota; Dothideomycetes; Pleosporales; Didymellaceae. Bases 1 to 804 code for a protein of 267 amino acids.